CGUAAGUCCCGCGGCUCGCGCAAGACUCACUUGACGGACCUCGUCGCGGGCAUGAGCCACGGCCGUGACACGUCGGACGAUGGGGCGGCGCAUCCGCGGAUGAAGUCGCCAGGUGUGUGGGCAUCUGUCAAAAUGGCCUACCAAGGGCUUGUGCACACUGUGAUCCGACCACCUCGGUCACACUACGCACUGGACGAUCUGGGACCAUCAACGUGCAUCUUUGCACACAAUUUGCUCGUGGGGCGAGAAGACUUUACCCUUCGGAACGAGAAAGGGCUUGCCGUCGAGUGCAGUUGGUGGAAACCUCAGCAUCAUCGCCAUGCAACCACCGACAUGCGCAUGCCGUGCAUCGUGGUGCUUCAUGGAAACAGCUCGUCGCGGCUGGGAUGCAUGGAAACAUUGUUCCACGGCCUCGCAGCGGAGUUCACAGUAUGCGCUAUCGACUUCAGCGGUUCGGGGUUGUCCGAGGGAAAGUACGUGUCUUUGGGUUUCCACGAAAAGAAGGAUAUCUCCCUCGUGCUCACGCACCUCGAGUCGACGGGCGAAGUGUCCAACAUCAUUCUGUGGGGUCGCAGCAUGGGGGCCGUCGCGUCCAUCUUGUGCGCCGCCGAGGAAGCAGAGGACAAAGCUGGCGGCGCCACCAUCACCGCGAUGGUGCUGGACAGCCCAUUCUCAAGUCUCAAGCAGCUUGCGCUGGACCUCGUUGACGAGGGCAAGCUCCACGUGCCCAAGUUUGCAGUGUCCAUUGUCAUGCGGUUCCUUCGCCGGGACAUCCAGCGGCGCGCCAAAUUCGACAUGUUUCAGCUCAAGCCGAAAGCCGUGAUUCACAAAUGCACCGUGCCGGCGUUUUUUGCGAUCGGGUGUCAAGACGAACUCGUGUCGCCGGCGCACGUCCAGCUCCUCCACGACCGACAUCGCGGCCCCAAAGAAAUCUUGAUGUUUCAAGGCGGUCACAACACCGUCCGGCCGCCCGAGUUUUUCUCCCGCGCCAUCAACUUUUGCCGGAUCAUGUGUGGUCUGCUCCCUGUCUCGGAAUCGGCGACCACAGGCGGUCUCUCGCCCGUCCACGUGCGCAACCCACACUCGUCGGAUCUGUCCGUCGAACAAGUGCGCGCGAUGUCCGUCAAGGAACUCAAAGCCGUACUGGAUCGAGCUGGCAUCGACCCCCACGCGCUGUCAACGGUCGUCGAGAAGACCGACCUCGUGGACCUCGUGCUCAAGUUGCAUGCGCGGCACGUUCGCAUGCGCGUAAACAGUGAUGCAGAGGCCGUCGGUCAGCCCGAGCGACGCCCUCCGUCGAUCCAACGACGGCACUCAACUGGCACCGACGAUCCCGCCACGUGCCCAGAAGAAGUAGUUCCGAACGUCGCGGGUGGCUAGGUAGGUCACGUCAUCGUAGGUAUAAACGUUAGAAGCAUAGACACACUCCAAACGCCACUGGCGGCGACCCAGAAAGCUCUGCCGAUUAUUCCUUCAUGGCCUCGCCUAGCCUUCCCAGCAGAACCUGUCGUGCUUCC
Molecule: messenger RNA, 1517 nt
Organism: Aphanomyces invadans
Lineage: Eukaryota; Oomycota; Saprolegniomycetes; Saprolegniales; Verrucalvaceae
Exons: 6
Coding region: 52-1380 (442 amino acids)
Source: RefSeq, a predicted model, not a curated record